UAAUGGCGGUUACUUCAAAGAGUUGUCGACCCAAACAAAGAUGACAUAAUGCACGAGAUAAACCCAUCUGACAGAAGCGUUGAUGACCACGAUGACGGUUUUGUGACAAAACCGUUAAAUAUGGAAUUGCCUCAUGAAGCGGAACGUAUCUUGAGCUGAGAUUAAGAAUAGCAUUGAUCGAACAGAGGGAGGGAAGCACAAGGCAGCGAGCGAGCAUAGAACCAAGAGUUCACCAUGUCCACAGAAGAUGAUUACAUUAAACUUGAGAAGUUGGGGGAGGGUGCCUUCGGGGAGGUGUUUAAGGGGAGGAAAAAAUACACAUCUGAGAUAUCAGCCAUGAAAUACAUGUCAAAGUUCCGCAAGACCAAGAAGGAGCUGGAUGGCCUGAGGAAUGAGAUCACCAUCAUGCAGGGACUCACACAUCCACACAUCAUCCAGCUCCUCGACAGCUUCGAGACUAAGGACGAUAUAGUUGUUGUGAUCGAGCUGGCGACAGGAGAGUUGUUCAGCGUGCUUAUUGACGAAGGAGGGUUUGCUGAAGACAAGGUUCGAGACAUCUCGUGUCAGAUGUCGUCAGCUCUGUAUUACCUCCACGCUCACCGCGUGCUGCACCGCGACCUGAAGCCGGAGAAUGUCCUCAUAGGUAAAGGAGGGGUCAUCAAGCUGUGCGACUUCGGCUUUGCCAGGGCCAUGGGGAGGGACUCCUACUACGCAAAGACUAUCAAGGGAACCCCUCUGUACAUGGCCCCUGAGUUGAUGGACGAGACAUCGUAUACAGAGAAGGUGGAUUUGUGGGCUCUCGGGUGCAUCAUGUAUGAGCUGUUUGUGGGGAGGCCGCCAUUCUGUUCCAUGAGUCCCUAUGUCCUGCACAAGAUGAUUGUGGAAGAGCCCGUUACUUGGCCCAACGACUUCCCCAGUGAGCUGAAGGACCUGCUGCAGGAGCUGCUGAUCAAGAAUCCCCGGGAGAGGUCAUCGUGGCCGGACAUCCUCAAACACAGCUGGUUCAGGGGAGGCAUCAAAGUGUCGGAGGAGGACUUGGCUCUCGACAGCCCCUACACCAAGCCCGAGAUUGCUGCCCAGAAACAGAAGGAACACAACGAAAAGGUUUUAGCUCUAGGAUGUGGUCGCAGCUUAACAUCAGACGUAACAGACGGUAUCCGAUUGGAAACAGUGGUGCUAUAUGAUAUCGAGGAGGAACCCGAGAUGUAGCCCCCACCAUUCUUGAAUGAAUCGUUACAUGAAGGAAACACAUCUUAUGCUGAAGAAACAUAAGAACAAGAAACAACCUGGCGUGGUUAUCUUCAUUGUUGUUAUUGAAGCUGCGGUUUAUUAAUGGAUCUGAGCAACUUUGAAUCAGAAGUUAUGAAAAGUGGCAUUGUGACAAUAGCUGUGUAAGUCUACUCAUUCUUGUGGUGAUGAAAUGAUGCCUUCAUAUUUGGACACUGUUUCUACACAAUACACUAGAUUAUAUGUAACAUUUUAUGUGAAAAGGGAUGAAGAUGACUACAGAUGUGUUAUCACCUUUCUACGUCCAAGAUUCAUCUGAGUGUGUGCAGUACCCGAAUCCAUUGGCUCUCAGAUGAGGCAACUGAAAAGUUCAGAUGGUCAGGUUUGGUUACUUGGCUGGUAGGAUGUGGUGUAUCCCAAUUGCAAGGACCAAUGCUCACGAUGUCAAUCACUGGAUUGUCUGGUCCAGGCUUGAUUAUUUUCAGAGACAUGUCAUAGUGCUGAGAGUGGUAUUAAGGAACAACAUAAAGUGAAAUAAUGAGUUUUUCAAAACAACGCCAAUUUAUGGUACAAUGGAUUUAUGGAACGGUUCAUACAUCCAAGAGUCCGCACUGCAAACAUGUCAAUAGCCUAUGUUAAAUUAUUGGAAUUUGAAGAAUCAUAGCUGCAAUCUGGAUGUGCUGAUGUGACCACAGGAUUUAAAGUCCACCAACAAGAAAAUAUAUCUUUAUCCAACAAAUCUACCAAUGUCCUUUCUUGAGAGUUAGAUAAAAGGAAGUUGUAUGUUA
Messenger RNA from Haliotis rubra (blacklip abalone), 2015 nucleotides. RefSeq names its product serine/threonine-protein kinase 36-like. The transcript is spliced from 9 exons. Gene Ontology annotation, biological process: protein phosphorylation. Gene Ontology annotation, cellular component: cytoplasm. Lineage: Eukaryota; Metazoa; Mollusca; Gastropoda; Lepetellida; Haliotidae. The coding region runs from base 235 to 1209 and encodes 324 amino acids. The record is from RefSeq and is a predicted model, not a curated record. Gene Ontology annotation, molecular function: ATP binding; protein kinase activity.